This is a messenger RNA of Hyaloscypha bicolor E, 2306 nucleotides long. RefSeq names its product DUF254-domain-containing protein. The record is from RefSeq and is a predicted model, not a curated record. Gene Ontology annotation, cellular component: Mon1-Ccz1 complex; fungal-type vacuole membrane. Gene Ontology annotation, biological process: protein targeting to vacuole; vesicle-mediated transport. The transcript has 3 exons. The coding region runs from base 37 to 2061 and encodes 674 amino acids. NCBI's taxonomy places the organism in Eukaryota, Fungi, Ascomycota, Leotiomycetes, Helotiales, Hyaloscyphaceae.
CCGCGAUGAACCAAACCGUCGGGACCCGCUGGUUCUAUGGGAACUUCUCCAGACUUCUCGAGCGCAUCUACCCAUUUCCAUGACCGAGUAUAUGCGGCAGAUGAUACAACGCCGACGGUGCAGGCAACGUCGAAGAAUGGCACCAGCGAUUCGAUGACCGGCAACAGAGGCAAAGACGCUUCAAAGCGAGCGGGAGAUACAAGGCCGGCCACCUCGAGCUCUGCAGGCACAACUGGGGACCAUGAUGAAGAAGAAGAGCAGCGACCUCCUCUCCCCCCAAGGCCGUCCCUCCUGCAGGCAGACCUGCCGAGUGCUCCCUCGGCUUCAACGAUGCGACCAGCGUUGCAGGCAAAACCUACGACGGCAAUAUCCUCGGUCGAUAUACAGACUUUAUCUUUCCCAGAUGGAACAAGGGGAACGUUCUCGACGCCAGCCAGUCGGACUGUUUCAGAGGCGGUAUCUAUCUCGGCGAUUUCUGGAGGACAGAGCACACCGAGCAGGAAGGGUCGCAAUGGGAGCGACAUUGACGAUGCUACAAGCCUUAUGAGCUAUGCGCCAACAUUGAGGGCAAAUGGGGAUCUCGCAAGCCUGUUAGAUGAGGGGCUGAGUUCGCAGAGUCCUGCUUGGAAGCUGUUAAGUACUCAAGCCGAAACUGUGAAUCCUUUUGAGAAAGUGGACUAUGAGGACUUGUCCCUGGUUGACUUUGAUCACGAAUUCGAUGAGAUAGAAGCCGUGGAUCAAAAGGGGGGCAAUGAAGAAGAACUUCUGCUCCAGUGGAAAUCAAAACUCAAGCACUAUCUGAUUCUAUCAUCUGCUGGGAAGCCGAUAUAUAGUAGACACGGAGAUCAAAAUCUUAUCAAUGGCUACAUUGGGAUCAUACAAACCAUUAUCUCUUUCUUUCAGGGCUCAAAAGACCCGCUGAUGGGAUUUACUGCUGGAAAGACGAGGUUCGUGGUGUCGACUGAUGGGCCGCUAUAUUUCGUUGCUAUUAGCAGGAUUGGGGAAAGCGAUGCGCAGCUCAGGUCUCAACUGGAAGCAUUAUACAUGCAAAUUCUCUCAACUUUGACCCUACCUACGCUUACGCACCUUUUCACAAAUCGGCCCAAUACGGAUCUUCGGAGACCCCUCGAAGGUACCGAGACGCUUCUCUCUUCUCUCGCGGACACAUUUACCAAGGGCUCUCCAUCCGCCCUCCUCUCGGCUCUUGAGUGUCUCAAGAUCCGAAAAUCGCAACGCCAUGUGAUCAACAAUACUCUGCUUAAAGCUCGUACCGAGAAGCUUCUAUACGGCCUCAUUGUCGCUGGCGGGCGACUUGUUAGUGUGGUGAGACCUAAGCGGCACUCCCUCCAUCCGAGUGAUCUCCAGUUAAUCUUCAACAUGCUCUUCGAAGCUGGGAGCGUGAAAGCUGGUGGUGGAGAAAAUUGGAUUCCAGUUUGCCUUCCAGGUUUCAACAACAGAGGAUAUCUCUACAUGUACGUGAGCUUUCUGAGUGCUUUCGACGACGGUGGAGAUCUCGAUGAGCGACCCUCAACCGCGCAUAGCACAAGCCGAGAGGAUGAGAUUGCAAUCCUUCUCAUCAGUGCAGAUAAGGAAAGUUUCUUCGAGCUGAAGCAGAUGCGAGACGACCUAGUCAAGCAAUUAGAAAAGAACGGCAGCAUGGAGAUCAUAAAGACUGCUGUCCGUCAAGGGCGUCCGAGCGCGACAGAUAUUGUGCCAGGAACUCAGUUGAAGCACUUUCUUUACAAAUCGCGGGCGAAUGUUCAAUUUACCAUGCCAUCGUUCUCACCUCACUUCAGCAAUCUUCUUGCUCGACGAAGACUUAUGACUCUAUACCAUAACUUGCACGCAUCAACACACGCCAAACACUCACACCUCAAAGUACUCCACUGCGUGAGUCGCGACAGCAUCUCACUCGCCUGGACAACGCCCGUCUUUGAGUUCUACUGCGUCGCGGGUCCAAAUGCCUCGCGAGCUGGCCUGGCCCAGGGCGCAAACAAAGUCAUCCAGUGGGUGAAACGAGAGGAAGAGAGGGUGUUUAUAAUUGGCGGUGCUGUAUUCUAGGACAUCUUAAAAAGAAAACUUUCUAACUCGCCACCAACUGGUCUUCUGUGGUGGACUGGUGAAGUCUCGCAGCAUCAACUUGGACUCAGCAAUUUGAGCGGCUACUUCCUCCUUGACCUGAAUGAAAUCGUCAGCAUCUUGAUUCCAUAUCGUUACGUGCAAAAAUUCGAUAAACAAUGAGAGCAAGGAACAGUCAGUCUGACACAGUGUGCCCAACUUUCUUUUGGUGGAUUUUAUGAACUGAA